AUGGAAGACUAAGUAGGAAAUAAACAUGGAGCACUAAAUAGUAAAUAAACUUAAAAUUAGUGUACAACAUUACUAGAAGUAUCAUCUAAACUCAUCGAAUUAUUGCUUUGCAAUUGCAACCUCAUCUCAGAUUGAAGGAUCCAAAUCCAAUGGAAGGAAUUCGAAUCCGGUUGUUCAUCGUGCUUCUUUACUUUCUCUCCAUAACCGUACCUUCCAUCUACGCCACAGAUUUCAACUACUGCAAUAAGAAGAAAGAAUAUGCCGUUAAGGUAAGUGGAGUUGUGAUCAGUCCUGACCCGAUAACAAAAGGCAAAGUCACCUCCUUUACUAUUUCUGCAUUCACAGAUAAAGCAUUAUCUAGUGGGAAAGUUGUAAUCGAUGUUGCUUACUUUGGAUUUCAUGUCUAUGGUCAGACCGGUGACCUUUGCGCCGAAACAUCUUGCCCAAUUCUUGCUGGCGACUUCACCAUUUCUUAUUCCCAACUCUUGCCUACAUAUGCUCCCCCUGGUUCGUACACACUUACGUUGAAGAUACAAGAUGGUGAUAAAAAUGAGCUCACAUGCAUCAAAUUUGAUUUCAGCAUUGGUUUCUUCUUUGACUCCAAGAGAGGACUCGCGGAUACUUGAGUUCUUGAAAUUCAAUACGAAUAUCUUCAUGUUCAUUAUCUUCGAUGGUUUUAUAUGACUGAUUAUGGUUAUUAUGUACCGAUUUAAAUGUAUGGAUUGUAUAUAGAACGUGAUGAUUCGCUAUUAAAUCGU
Molecule: messenger RNA, 758 nt
Organism: Lactuca virosa
Lineage: Eukaryota; Viridiplantae; Streptophyta; Magnoliopsida; Asterales; Asteraceae
Source: the annotation of a GenBank genome assembly